ACGUGAUGUCUCUCUUUCAGAUAUCCUGCAGCUUCUUUUCGCCAAGACCGGACUCCGCAUACAAAGCACCAUGUUGCCCUCCCCACCACUGUAACCUUGCCCCUCACUCCGAACCUCACUUCUCUGGUGGCUAACAACGAGAGCGAACAUGCGAUAACUUGCGAUUGUUGGCUGUCUGGUUCUAUCGCUAUAUCGUCUUCUUCACAUAUCUCCCCCUAAUCUGUUCAAUAGUUACCCCGCGACUGUGUACUGUCCGACAUUCACUAGUCUGAAGAUGGUCUCAAUCACACCACAAGCAGUGAGGCAGGCCCUCAUUGACAUGUCGGGUCGAUUCCGCGGACCUGGAGGGGCUGCAGCAGUGCUUAAAGAUGGAGAACUCGUCGACACUUAUGUAUGGGGUUACGCCGACAUGGACAAGGGCGUUCUAAUGGAAUCAACAACACCUUUACCCAUAUGUUCAAUUUCGAAACAGAUGCUUUGUGCAACUCUCCAUGAUUUGAAUGAGAACCCGCCAUCGGAGAUGGUAGCCAAGGGCGAGUUCAAGAAGCGGGUGCAGCUCGAGAUGAGCACCCUUCUCCACCCUGGCAUCGUAAAAGAUACUGGGCUGACUGUCGACCAUCUGUGCGACAAUCAAUCCGGUAUUCGUGACUACUGGGCGCUAGGCACGCUCUUCGGAGCCAGACCAGUAACACAUUACUCCAUAUCAAAGCACAAUACUCUGGCGCUCGAUGCUCUUAAGUCGUUCCAAUUCGAGCCAGGCAACGGAUAUUCCUAUGCUAACACAAAUUUCAACAUACUUGCCAGACUUAUCGAAAGGGUGACGGGAAGAGAAAUCGGUGAUCUCAUCGCAGAGCGAGUCUUCGAACGAGCCGGUAUGAAGACUGCAAAACUGAUUCCCGAUGCCUCGAAACGACCGGGCCCUGGCACUGGCUACGAAGGUGAUGAGCUACGAGGCUACUUGCCAGCGGAGAACAAUAUCGAAUGGGCCGGUGACGCUGGCAUCGUUGCAUCACUCGAGGAUAUGAUCGCAUACGAAAAGUACUUUGACCAGCACUGGACGCAGUCAUCAAGCUGGGCGCAAUCAGCAGGUACAACAGUCCCUUUUAAGUCUGGUGGCAAGUCAGGCUAUAGAAUGGGUCUGGUUCACUGGGACGUGCAAGACGUACCUGUUAUUGGCCACAGCGGUGGUCUGCGCGGCUACAAACUAAAUCGUUUAUAUGCACCGUCCCAUCGGCUAUCCAUCGUCGUCAUGCAAAAUCACAUGGCGAAUGCUGUCACUGCAUCAGAGUAUGUGAUGGGUAAACUCCUCGCCAAACCCGAAGUCGUGAAGCCAGCAUCGAUCAAGCCAUCCGAGUUGUGGGCCGGGGCUUAUUUGGAUGACGAAAGCAAGCUUAGCAUCGUCAUCGUCUCCAAUGAAAGCAGCAUCACGAUCUCCAUGAUAGGAGGGUCGGAAACAAUCCCGUUAACUUCCAAUACCACUGCACAAUCCACCGGUAUCCACGCAAGCAUCGUUGCAGAUACACUCCACAUAUUUCGCCCUAUGGCAAACUUCACUGCCGCCGCCCGGCGCAUCAAGCAAUCUCCCACCGGCGUCCCAGAUCCCAACCUAGCGCGCGUACAGGGCUCUUACCGAUGUGAUGAGAUUGGGAGUACUGUUGAGUUCGUGGGCGAGGGUGGGAUAUUGUAUGCGAGCUUUGACGGCUUCAUGGGGCGGGGACCGCCGCAUUUGAUGCGCUAUUUGGGCGAAGACGUAUGGUUAAUGGCGUGUCCACGUGGUAUGGACGCGCCAGCACCUGGAGAUUGGACAAUUGUAGUUCAUCGCCAUGAGAACGGAGAUGUGGAGGGUGUGACGAUUGGAUGUUGGCUUGCGAGGAAAUUAGAGUUCAAGAGAAUUUAGCACGCCGCGUAGAUUGAAUUGUACGGUGAGGUUGUUCCAUUUGGGCGACAUGGAACCAAUAGUAAGUAUAGCACGUCCAUGUCUUUGACAUGAUGAGACUGUAUAAUUUG
Molecule: messenger RNA, 2007 nt
Organism: Pseudovirgaria hyperparasitica
Lineage: Eukaryota; Fungi; Ascomycota; Dothideomycetes; Acrospermales; Acrospermaceae
Product: beta-lactamase/transpeptidase-like protein
Exons: 1
Coding region: 275-1897 (540 amino acids)
Molecular function (GO): aminopeptidase activity
Source: RefSeq, a predicted model, not a curated record